Molecule: messenger RNA, 4891 nt
Organism: Manis javanica (Malayan pangolin)
Lineage: Eukaryota; Metazoa; Chordata; Mammalia; Pholidota; Manidae
Gene: VSIG8
Product: V-set and immunoglobulin domain containing 8
Cellular component (GO): intracellular anatomical structure
Source: RefSeq, a predicted model, not a curated record
GAUAGGGAAGAGCUUGGGUGAAGGCUGGGUGAUGCCUGGGUAGGCCACUCUGUCACCCUGAUAAUUAGGGUUCCUGGGACUCCUCCCCAAGGCCGGGACCAGGCCCCCUCCCUCCGAUAGAAAUAACUCCUGCUGCUGCCCAGCCAGGCACUCACUGUGCCUUCCUGCCACCCGGGACAGUGUCUGGGCCCUCAGCUCCCCUCCCUCCACCUGUCCCCACACGCCCACCACCACGGGCCCCACAGCGCCGGCCCAGGGACACCCGGUCCAGGCGGAGGAAACGCCAAGCCUAGAGACAUGGGAGAUCAAGCAGCGUUCCACCUUCUGCUCGCGUGCCUGAGCCCAGCAUUGCUGUCUGCUGUGCGCAUCAAUGGGGAUGGCCAGGAGGUCCUGUACCUGGCGGAAGGUGAUAAUGUGAGACUGGGCUGCCCCUACAUCCUGGACCCUGAGGACUACGGUCCAAAUGCACUGGACAUUGAGUGGAUGCAGGUCAAUUCAGACCCCUCACAUCGGGAGAAUGUGUUCCUUAGUUACCAGGACAAGAGGGUCAACCAUGGCAACCUCCCCCACCUGCAGCAGAGGGUCCGCUUUGCAGCCACAGACCCCAGCCAGUAUGACGCCUCCAUCAACCUCAUGAACCUGCAGGUGUCCGACACAGCCACCUAUGAGUGCAGAGUGAAGAAAACCACUAUGGCCAGCCGGAAGGUCGUUGUCACUGUCCAAGCGCGGCCGGCGGUGCCCAUGUGCUGGACCGAGGGCCACAUGACACAUGGCAACGAUGUGGUGCUGAAGUGCUUUGCCAACGGGGGCAGCCCACCUCUCUCCUACAGGUGGGCCAAGAUCAGUGGGCACACCCACCCCUACCGUGCUGGGUCCUACCAUUCCCAGCACAGCUUCCACUCUGAGCUCUCCUACCAGGAGUCCUUCCACAGCUCCAUGAAUCAAGUUUCAGGUCUGAGCAACGGCGACCUGGUGCUGACAGACAUCUCCCAUGAGGAUAAUGGACUGUAUCAGUGCACGGUGGCCAACCACGUGGGCUACAGCGUGUGUGUGGUGGAGGUGAAGGUGUCAGAUUCCCGACGCAUCGGCAUGAUUGUCGGCGCGGUGCUGGGCUCCCUGCUCAUACUGGGGUGCCUGAUAGUGGGCAUCUGGGGGCUCAUCUGCUGCUGCUGCGGGGGCGCCGGGGUUGGCACCCGCGGUGCCUUCGGCUAUGGCAAAAGCGGCGGGGUCGGCGGCGGGGCCUGCGGUGACUUGGCUAGUGAGAUCAGAGAGGACGCCGUGGCGCCCGGGUGCAAGACCGGCGGGCGCCGCAGCCGCGUCCCCAGGCUCCUGGGGUCCCCGACGCAGACGGUCAGCCGCUCCCCGAGCCGCAAGUACGCGCGCCCGCACCGCGGCGGCCCCGAGGACGUGGCCCUGGCGCCCCGCACCGCCGCCGCCGCUUGCGAAGCGGGCCCUUCCCCGGUCUACGUCCAGGUCAAGAGCGCCGAACCCGUCGACUGCGCGCAGGGGACGCUGCCGGGCAGGGACGGCCUCCUGGUGUGAGCGCGACGCGCGGCGUCGGGCUGCGCCCCGGCCGGGAAGAGGGUGCGGAGCUCUCUGCCCGCAGCUGGGGACGCUCUGUGGCCCGCGCCUCCCCAGCCCGCGUCCAGGCGGCGGUGUCCGAAGGCACCGCCCCUGGGAGACCCCGAGGGGCAGAGCCUCCUCCCCCAGAGUGGGAGGGGUCGGGGGCGGAGCAAGCUUGGUGGGCGGAGCGCCCUGAGCCGAAGCUCCCGAGAGGGAGGGAGGAGGAAGGGUCGAGAGCGGUAGGAGCUACAGGCCCGGUGUCCCAGCGAAGGCCGAGGGCCCCGGGGCCGGGUGGGCGGGGGUCUGGACUGGACUGUUUCAAGUGAGAGAUCCGAGCUCCAAGGCGGCAGCGUUGGCACAAUAAAGAAACUGAAGUCAGCAGAAGGGAAGCAAGGAACUGGCGGGGGUGACCUUCCUGAAUGUUCCCCUGUGAAUUCUCAGCAUCCUCUCUCCUGGCCUCAUCUACCGAUCCUGACUUCCUGACCGCUUCCAAAUGGAUGCCUUCCUUUUCACCAAUCACUAAGGGUUUCAGAGUCAUACUCUAGGGUAGAAAGACCUUCAAGGAAUCUAACCUACUCGCCCGUUUAAUGGAAAGGGGAUUGACAUUCACUGAGCAUCUAUUAAGUGCCAGGUGCUUUCCAGUAUUUUAUCUUACUUAAUACUUUACUUUAGUCCUGUGAAGCUGUGCUCUAUCUAUUCCAUUGUAGAGGUGAACAAAAUGGUUCAGAGGGAUCAGAUAUCUUGACCAGGGCUACAAAGGUAAUUCAGGUGUUGAUCCAGGCAUGUGUGACUCCAGAACAUCAGGAUGUUUCUCUUAUAUUUGAAUUCCUUCUACAGCAACUCCUGACAAAGCCUAUUCCCACCUCUUCUUGAAUACUGCCCGACACAUCAUUUGGCAUCUCACUACCUACCAAAGCGAUCCGUUUGGCUUCUGACAGUCAGAGAAAUAUUUCUUCCAUCCAACCCACUUUUUGUCUCCAUAUAGCUUUUAUCCCUUGGUCCAAGCUCUACUCAAAGGGACCCUUAAGAAUCACACGGCCAUUUCAUUGGCCUCUAGUGGACCAAGUGGUUGUACCCCAUACAGGAUGGCUGCAAUAGGCAUAUAACGGGGCUCCUGGCUGGUCUAGGGACUGCAGGUCUUCUGAAGAGCACAGUGUCUCAAGGUCACUCAGUGCUACCUGCCUCUGCCUGGCCACCUUGCCUGUUAGAGCCCAGGCACUUCCUUCUCUCUUGGCCUCUUUCCCUUGAGGAGAAGCUGGGCUUCUGAACUCUCCCUGCUUUGACUGGGUGGCCACUUGGAGUACAGGGUAUGGAUGCUUUCAAGUUUCUUAAGUGAGGAAGCCCUGAAACGCUGCUUGGUUUUACAUAAUUGGAAAGCCCCUCCAGGUGGUAAAGGCAUUUGCAGGAAGUGCUGGCAGUGCUGGCUCUGCCCUGAUAGAGCUUGGGAAGAGAAGGGAGGGACAGUGAUGGGACAGAGGCACCCAGGGACAAAUGUCUGGGAGUAGGGGGUGGGAGGUUCGGGAUCAUGGGAGAUGCGCGGGGUACCGUGGUUAGGGGAUUGAACGGUGAGGGGAGCAGAUGAGUGCAGGGACCAUCCAUCCCUUCACUUCCUUGGACACAUUUAUGAGUAUUCAUGAGAUGACUUCUUCACAGAGGGUUAGAUUUUGAGAGGGCGCUGGGCCUGCAAACUUUUGCCCGUAAGGCAGGGGACUGAAUAGGAUAACUGGAGAAGGGCCCUUCCGGUGUGAGGAGCCUCCAGCCUCCUUGGGUGGCAGGGGCAGAGGCAGCCAGCUGGCAGAGCAGGCUGCACUGAAUGACGUCAUUUCCCCAUUCCAGGAACCAGUGAGCCACGCUCAGCCUCAGUCUUCAUGUGAAGGGUGACAGCAGCCGGGCUCUGGCAAGAGAAGUUCAUUAAAAAGUAGUAAGAGAGAUUCCAGAGAGACGCUGGGGACAACUUCCAGGAGGGCGGCUCAGCAGGGCGGGGAGGGAAGGUUCCGGGAUCUGAGGCUGGACGGCAGUCCUUGUCCCAGCGCCCACCACGCCUGGGGGAGAGGGAGGGGCUUUCUGCUCCGCCCAUUUUGCCUCAGGGACCCUCAGUCUUUUCUCAUUUCUCCUGCAUGGAGGCUUGUCAGAGCUGGAGAACACUUGUGGUAGGCUUAGCAGUGGCUUUGCAAGGGGGGUGAGGAGGAGGGGACAGGGAAGCCUCGCUUUCUAGCAUUUGCUGUUUCCAUGAUGGAAGCACCCCACCCUGGCUCAUUCCAAGCUGCCACCACGAUGCCCUGGCAGGGAGUCGGGAGAACUGUGCCCUAGCAUCCAUUGUAGAGCAUUUCCAGGAGACAGGUACAGAUGCUAAUAACCCCACGAGCUGAGACAGCAGUGAACUCCAGUAAAAUAAUUAGGAAGUGAGGAGUUUUGAGUACUCAUCUCUUUUGUUUUAAUAUAAUUUUUUAAAUUGUAAAUUUAUAUAAUUUAAUUUUUAUUAAUGGCUGCAAUUAGAAACUGGCUUACAAACUUUAGGUGGGCCAUAUCCACAGGCAAGCAGAAGGCUGUGUGUGCAUCACUGACUCAAGGGAGGGAAUCUCAAAUACAGUCCUGAUUUUUCUGUUUUCCAUAGAGACACAAAUAGCAGGAAGUCGGUUGCCCCCGUCCUCCUGUGGGUUCUCCCUGGGGCGUCAUUUCCAGGCCUUACCAGAGCUGAAUUCUAAUUCCUCUGGUCACUGGAAAAUCAUUUCGAUCAUUGAAGUGUCCUUGGCACACCAUCAGAAACCUAACCUGGCCUCCACCGAAUUUUCCAUGAAUUUGUCUCAUAGGGUAUCUGGCGCUGGGAAACCUAUUCAAGGGACAUUCUGGGCUCUUCCUGCCUCAGUUCCUUCUCUGACUCCCCCACGUGUUAGGAAGUCAUCCUUAGUCAUCUUCUCUUUAAGCCCGAGCCCGUGACUGGCACGGAAUCCCAGUGGAUUCUCUUCUCCGCGCUCCCAUUACAGUCACUGUUGGCAUGCUUCCUGCUCAAUUAUGUUCCCAUUACUCCAGGCCCCGAAGGACCAUGGUGACUCUGGGGAGGGAUUAUUAUUAAUUUUUUCCAGCCUUACUGGAAAGGAGUUUUGAGGCUUAACCCCUCACUGUUACGGCUGCCCUGGAGGCCAGAGCUGGAUCUGAACUUGAACUCUGCAGCCAGUGUGUCCCAGGAGGGUCUCCUGCUGAGAGCCUGGGAAACCCCUCGACGUGGGAUUGACCCUCUGCCUGUGCCCAGUCGUCUGGAGUGAUUGUUUCUUUUCUUCCUGGUGUGUGGAAACAAACUGAUUCCGCUCAGUCCCUUGCAGUUAGAUUA